AGUUCACUUCCUAGUCGGGUCGGAGAAAGGUGUCGUUCGCCCCUUCGGACUUCGUAUUCUGGAAUAACGUCUCGGUUAGGUUUUCAUGUUCCUGCGGAUGCGGAAAAAGAGUGCCAUGGCCCCUUUUAGUUAGGAGCCUUCGUACGGUGGAACUUUUUCUUCCCGCUCAGUGUGGGCGACAAAACCUGAAAGGCGGUUUUGCCCUCCCAUUCAUAAAAAGAAGACCUCUUUCUAAACGCGUAGACGUAUAUAAUCCCAAUCGAGGCUGCCCAGCAGUAUGCAGUGCUUUCUCAUCAGUCAAGAUAAACGACAUGGUCCAGUUCUUCUGCCUGAUGGUGUGACUGUGGUUCUGGGCAGGGGUCCAGAAACACUUGUCACUGAUAAGAAAUGUUCUAGAACACAAGUGGAAUUGCUGGCAAACUAUGCCUACCGGUCAGUUCGAGUCACACAGCGAGGGGUAAAUCCCACCUCUGUGGAAGAGAUACACCUGCAUUGCGGAGACAGCACAACCCUCCAAGAAGGAGAAACUUUGUGCCUGGUAAAUGGACUGUACCCAUAUUGCAUCCGCUUUGAGCAAGGGGAUAACUCCGCAAAGAAAAACCCGCUGGAAUUCUUCUGCAGUAAGCGGACUCAGAAGAAGACAGAAGAAGAUGGCGAGGCCCACACAGUCAAACGUCUCAAGGCUUCCUGCCCUUCUGAGGAUGAGGAAGAUGAUGACACUUCUGUGGCUGAGAAACUGAGGCAGCUGCAAGAGACGGCAGCGCAGGCACACUCUUCUCCUCAGAAGCCUCUUUCAAAGCUGGCCCCCCAGCCCUGUGAUUCCUGGGAGGACCGGGGCAAGCUGCUGGUCUUCACCAAGAAAGGAAUAGUACCGAGUACUAAAGUGGCAGGGUUUGAUCUGGAUGGAACCCUUAUCACAACACAAUCUGGGAAAGUGUUUCCUACAAGUCCUGAUGACUGGAGGAUCCUGUACCCUGAGGUACCUCGCAAGCUGAAGCAGCUUCAGAGCGAAGGGUACAAGCUUGUGAUCUUUACCAACCAGCUGGGCAUUGGCCGUGGGCGCCUCAGGCCUGAAGUUUUCAAAGCCAAAGUAGAAGCUGUGAUUGAGCAACUGGGUGUCCCAUUGCAGGUCUUUGUGGCAACCAGUUCAGGAAUGUACCGCAAACCUGUCCUUGGUAUGUGGGAUCAUCUGUGCAAAAAGGCAAAUGGUGGCUUAGCAGUGUCUUUGCAAGAAAGUGUCUACGUGGGAGAUGCUGCUGGGCGUCCAGCAAACUGGGCCCCUGGACAGAAGAAGAAAGAUUUUUCUUGUAGUGACCGCCUGUUUGCUUUGAAUGCCGGGCUUCCCUUUCACACCCCUGAAGAGUAUUUCCUGGGUUGGAAACAGGCACCAUUUGCACUCCCUGACUUUGAUCCCCGGGUGAUAGAUCCCAAAGCUCGGCUCUAUGAUCCCCCCAACGCUUGCCUGAUCUCAUCCUCCCCAGAGCUAGUUGUGGCUGUUGGCUUUCCUGCUGCUGGCAAAUCAACUUUUUUGAAGCGACAUUUGGCCUCAGUUGGAUAUGUUUAUGUCAACCAGGAUACACUUGGUUCAUGGAAGAAAUGUGUGGCAUUGUGUGAAACAUCACUGCAAGCAGGAAAGAGUGUUGUAGUGGAUAAUACCAAUCCUGACCUGGAAUCAAGACGAAGGUAUACAGAGUGUGCUGAGAAGGCCAAUAUUCCCUGCCGCUGCUUCCUUUUUACAGCCUCAUUAGAACAAGCCAAGCAUAACAACAGAUUCCGGGAAAUGACAGAGAAAGAACACGUGCCUGUCAACAACAUUGUCUUGAACACCUAUAAGAGUAAGUAUGUGGAGCCAUCGCUGGAGGAGGGUUUCUCUGAAAUCCUCAAGAUUAAUUUUGUGCCUCAGUUUACAGACUCUGAACUGGAAUCACUUUACCGGCAGUUUUCAGAGGGCUGACAUCAAACCAGCAGCAUAAUAUUGGACAGGGUCUUUUUGUCCUGCCUUUGCCAGAGAAGGCACACUGAUGGAGCACGUAAGCUCUCCCUGCUGGUCAAACAGAAACUUUGUAAUUGGGCUGAAACUCUAAAAGGGGGCAGAGACAUUUCUAUAAUGACUCUUUUCUGUGAAAAAAUGUCUUAGAAGCUGUCUGAAAUAAAGUCUUGAAAGUUGAA
Molecule: messenger RNA, 2169 nt
Organism: Candoia aspera
Lineage: Eukaryota; Metazoa; Chordata; Lepidosauria; Squamata; Candoiidae
Gene: PNKP
Product: polynucleotide kinase 3'-phosphatase
Exons: 17
Coding region: 278-1954 (558 amino acids)
Biological process (GO): DNA repair
Cellular component (GO): nucleus
Molecular function (GO): double-stranded DNA binding; ATP-dependent polydeoxyribonucleotide 5'-hydroxyl-kinase activity; protein binding
Source: RefSeq, a predicted model, not a curated record